AGAGACAUUAAAAAUGGUGGAGAAGAGCUUCAAGCUAGUGGGCUUUUCCAACUUCGUCCGCCAGAACCCCAAAUCCGAUCGUUUCCAUGUGAAGCGCUUUCACCAUAUUGAAUUCUGGUGCACUGACGCCAUUAAUCCCGCCAAUCGCUUCUCUUGGGGCCUAGGCAUGCCCAUCGUCGCUAAAUCCGACCUCUCUACCGGCAACCAAGUCCACGCCUCUUACCUCCUUUGUUCCGGCGACUUCAACCUCCUCUUCACCGCCCCUUACUCCCCUUCCAUAUCCAACACCGACAACCUUGCCCAAACCGCCGCUAUCCCGACUUUAUCCCACUCAGCCGUCGCCUCCUUCGCCGCCACCCAUGGUCUUGCCGUCCGGGCCAUCGCCAUCGAGGUCGAAGACGCCGUCGCUGCCUUCAACGCUAGUGUCGCCAACGGUGCAAAACCUUCGUCUUCUCCAAUAGACCUCGACGGCGGCGCUGCGGUCAUUGCCGAGGUCCAUCUGUACGGUGACGUAGUCCUUCGCUACGUCAGUCAUAGGACUCCAGAUCCACUCUUUCUUCCCCGAUUCGAGAAGGUUGAGGAAUCAUCAUCGUUCCCCCUUCUUGAUUUCGGGAUUCGCCGCCUUGACCAUGCCGUUGGUAACGUUACUGACCUGGCUAAAGCGGUGGCUUACGUGAAGGAAUUCACGGGGUUUCACGAAUUUGCAGAGUUUACAACAGAGGAUGUAGGUACGAGUGAAAGUGGAUUGAAUUCUGUUGUUCUGGCGAACAACGAAGAGAUGGUGUUGUUGCCAAUGAAUGAACCAGUGUUUGGAACAAAGAGGAAGAGUCAGAUACAGACUUACUUAGAGCAUAACGAUGGACCUGGAGUGCAGCACUUGGCUUUGAUGUCAGAAGAUAUAUUUAGGACAUUGAGGGAGAUGAGGAGGAGAAGUGGAGUUGGUGGGUUCGAGUUCAUGCCAUCACCACCACCGACAUAUUACAAGAAUUUGAAGAACAGGGCCGGCGAUAUUUUGUCAGAUGAGCAGAUAAAAGAGUGUGAGGAGUUGGGGAUAUUGGUGGAUAGAGAUGAUCAGGGGACUCUGCUUCAAAUCUUCACCAAGCCCGUUGGUGACAGGUAAUGUUGAUGCCAAAAUACGAUUAGUUGUGUCAAACCAGUUGGGUCUAGCCAUUAAUGGUCUUUUAGCUUUUGGCUGACCUGGUCUGAGGGUCUUGGAUGACUCUGGUUCUCUUCUUUUUGGUUGUCUAAAAUCUAAAUUGUUUAAUCAAAUUGAAAAUUAACAUGAAUAAACAACAUGUUUCAUUGCAGAAUGUACCUAACUGAUCUGAGAAAGCACAGAAUUUUUUCUUCUACUAAUUUUUUAUUUAAUUCAGGUCAGGCCCUCUUGGGCUGUUUAACUUAGCAACCUGAAGAGUACCACUGAAGUUUAUUUCAUGGACUAAAUAACCUCUUUCAAUUGAUUUCUUUACUUCUUUUGUUCUGUGGGUUGCAGGCCAACCAUAUUUGUAGAGAUAAUUCAGAGGAUUGGAUGCAUGUUGAAGGAUGAAGAGGGUAAGACAUA
Messenger RNA from Telopea speciosissima, 1561 nucleotides. Its product is annotated as 4-hydroxyphenylpyruvate dioxygenase. The transcript is spliced from 2 exons. Gene Ontology annotation, molecular function: 4-hydroxyphenylpyruvate dioxygenase activity. The record is from RefSeq and is a predicted model, not a curated record. The coding region runs from base 14 to 1120 and encodes 368 amino acids. NCBI's taxonomy places the organism in Eukaryota, Viridiplantae, Streptophyta, Magnoliopsida, Proteales, Proteaceae. Gene Ontology annotation, biological process: L-tyrosine catabolic process.